Messenger RNA from Vanessa tameamea, 1694 nucleotides. Its product is annotated as 28 kDa heat- and acid-stable phosphoprotein-like. The record is from RefSeq and is a predicted model, not a curated record. NCBI's taxonomy places the organism in Eukaryota, Metazoa, Arthropoda, Insecta, Lepidoptera, Nymphalidae. Bases 153 to 674 code for a protein of 173 amino acids. The transcript is spliced from 6 exons. Gene Ontology annotation, cellular component: cytosol. Gene Ontology annotation, molecular function: RNA binding.
CGUUAAUCUGUGACCACAAAUAUCGUUUCGUUACUUGAAGACGUCAAAGCUAAAUUUGUCGAUUCUUAUUUAUUGGAUAUAACUCAAUAACCUUUUUAUUAUUUAAUAUUGUUAAUAGCUAUAAUUAGAUAACCGUCCUUAUAUAUUUAAUCAUGCCACGCGGUAAAUAUACCAAUCACAAGGGUCGCAAUCGUAAGUUUACCAGUCCAGAGGAGUUGGAAGAACAAAGAAAGCAGGAAGAACAGAAACAAAAAUGGAGGAAGGAGCAUGGUGAUGAAAGCUCUAGUGAAGAAGAGUCUGAAGGGAACAAAUCUGGAUCUGAUGACAGUGACGAUAGUGAUUCAGAUGAAGAUCACCCCACCAAAGCAAAGGGAGUUUCAGGCCUCAUUGAAGUAGAAAAUCCCAAUCGAGUAGUAAAGAAAAACAAAAAGCUGUCUAAUUUAAAUAGUCUUCCUGAGGGCGAGAAGCCCCAACUUUCAAGGCGUGAAAGAGAAGAAAUUGAGCGUCAACGAGCAGCGGCCGCUUACCAAAAGGCGCACGCUGAAGGCAAGACUGACCAGGCUCGAGCGGAUCUCGCCAGGCUCGCAAUCAUUCGACAGCAGCGGGAAGAGGCGGCCAAGAGACGUGAAGCUGAAAAGAAAGCUAAAGAAGAGACGACGACUAAGAAAAAGUAGAUAAAUAGUCAACAUUAGUCUAUAACAGGAAUGCCAUUUUUGUUACAUUUGGCGACUUUCGAAUUCAUUAUAAUCGUCUCAGAUCCAUUGUCUAUGUGAUAUUUGUUUCAAAUGAUAAAAUUGAUUAAAGCAAUAAUUUAGGCGAAAUAAAUUAAAUCUUCGAUUAUUUGAAAAAAAAUCCUCGUCCAUAAAAAUGACUGCCAUUUUCUAUCGACAUAACAAAUAUCACAAAAUUAGUUUACUACAUUUUAAUAUUACAGAUUAUAAAUAUAAAGGAUUCUCACACGAGAAGUCGACGUCUUACAAUUUGGUAGAUUUUCUACUGCACAAUUUGUAAAUUAUUAAUUAUGAAUAUAUAUUCCACAAUUACGCAUAUAAAAAUAAUGGUUUAAAGUAAGGUACGUUGAUUAUUUUGUGUUAUAUUUAAGACUCUAUAAUGAGUUUAAAAUGUGCAAUUUUUAGUGCAUAUAUUGUUUUAAAUAUAAUAGCUAAUUUACAAUGUUAAUAAAUGGCAAUAAAUAUUUUUUUUCAAUAAUAUUUCAUACCUGGCAACUUUAAGACCAAGUGCGAUUUUUCUUCUGAAAAUUGAAAAUUUGGGACGAGUUAAGUUUUUGUCUUAUUGAGUUGGGUUAACUUAUGUCACAUAAUUAUGCGAUGCUAUUGUUGGUAUUUCGAAAGUUAAAAAAUGAAAAAAAUCUUAAAGAAUGUUGUAGAAAAUUACACAUUUUUUACCUUAAUUGCUGUCUUUUUUUUAUAAAUAUGAAAUUAUUUUAAAAUAUUCGUUACAAAUAUCAUGAUGUGAGAAUAAUAAUAAAUAUGAAACGGAUAUAUCCGUUAUGAUUAAUAAUUAUUUUUUUAUUAAACGAACGCAUUGAAAAUAGCAUAGUUUACUAUUGUAUUUUAAUUUCAAUAUGAAUUCUGUAUGAUUUGCUAAGAUCUAAUUAAUUGUUAGAUAGUCACACUAGACAAUUUUAUAUGCGAAUGUGUAUCUGUAUAAUAAAUAAUGAAAGUAAAUUAUCU